AUGAUGAAGGCCAAGGAAAAGGCCGUUAAGACGCUGACUGGCGGCAUUGAGUCGCUGUUCAAGAAGAACAAGGUCACGUACAUUAAGGGACACGGUAAGAUCUCGGCUCAGGGCGAGGUGUCCGUUGCUCUUAACGACAACAAGGGCAACGAGACGGUUAAGGCCAAGAACAUCAUCAUUGCUACGGGUUCCGAGGUGACUCCGCUCCCCCCCGUUCCCGUGGACAAUGCUGCUGGCAAGAUCAUCGACUCCACGGGUGCUCUGGAGCUUAAGCGCGUCCCGGAGCACCUCGUGGUGGUCGGAGCAGGUGUCAUUGGACUGGAACUCGGCUCUGUGUACAAGCGUCUGGGCGCUAAGGUCACAGUGGUCGAGUUCCUGGACGCUGCUUGCCCCGGUAUGGACAAGGAGGCUGUCAAGGAGUUUACCAAGCUGCUGAAGAAGCAGGGACUGGACUUUAAGUUCGGUACCAAGGUGACGUCUUCCGAAGUUAACGGAGACGUCGUCAAGCUCACCACGGAGCCUUCUAAGGGCGGUGACGCGUCUACUAUUGAGUGCGACACGGUGCUGGUGGCCACUGGCCGUCGCGCCUUCACUGCCGGCCUCGGUCUGGAGCAAAUGGGCAUCCAGACCGACAAGCUCGGCCGCAUUGAGGUGGACGACGCCUUCCGUACUCAGGUGCCCGGUAUCUUUGCCAUUGGCGAUGUGAUCAAGGGCGCCAUGUUGGCUCACAAGGCCGAGGAGGAAGGUAUCGCCUGUGUGGAGAACAUUGCCGGCAAGCAUGGCCACGUUAACUACGGCGCCGUCCCUGGUGUCAUCUACACGUUCCCGGAGUUCGCGUCGGUGGGCAAGACGGAGGAGGAGCUCAAGGCUGAGGGAAUCGAGUACAACGUGGGCAAAUUCCCCAUGAUGGCCAACUCGCGUGCUCGUACUGUGGCUGAGUCGGACGGUCUGGUGAAGGUGCUGGCGGACAAGAAGACGGACAAGCUGCUUGGAGUGCACAUCAUCGCCAGCAACGCCGGUGAGAUGAUCGCUGAGGGUGUGAUCGGUAUUGAGUACGGCGCUGCUAGCGAGGAUCUGGCGCGUACGUGCCACGCCCACCCGACGCUGAGCGAGGCGUUCAAGGAGGCGUGUCUGGGCGCGUUUGACAAGCCCAUCAACUUUUAA
This is a messenger RNA of Phytophthora nicotianae INRA-310, 1164 nucleotides long. Its product is annotated as dihydrolipoyl dehydrogenase. Bases 1 to 1164 code for a protein of 387 amino acids. The transcript has a single exon. NCBI's taxonomy places the organism in Eukaryota, Oomycota, Peronosporomycetes, Peronosporales, Peronosporaceae. Gene Ontology annotation, cellular component: oxoglutarate dehydrogenase complex; mitochondrion. Gene Ontology annotation, molecular function: dihydrolipoyl dehydrogenase (NADH) activity; flavin adenine dinucleotide binding. The record is from RefSeq and is a predicted model, not a curated record.